Messenger RNA from Agrilus planipennis (emerald ash borer), 2365 nucleotides. RefSeq names its product sphingomyelin phosphodiesterase. Gene Ontology annotation, biological process: sphingomyelin catabolic process; ceramide biosynthetic process. Bases 394 to 2334 code for a protein of 646 amino acids. Lineage: Eukaryota; Metazoa; Arthropoda; Insecta; Coleoptera; Buprestidae. The transcript has 15 exons. Gene Ontology annotation, cellular component: lysosome. The record is from RefSeq and is a predicted model, not a curated record. Gene Ontology annotation, molecular function: acid sphingomyelin phosphodiesterase activity.
UUCAUUGCAUACUACAUACAUACGAAAACGAGUGAUUAUCAUCAUCAAUUAUAACAAAAAAAGUCGACAUGAAGCAUUAAUUUAUUGAUUGUUAUUAUACAGCGUAAUUGCAAACGUCACGAAAAAUAAAACCAUCUGAAGGUAGUAUUAUAGAAGACAGCGACAUGGAAAUUUUGAAUUAGAAACACUCACAUCAGUCGAUCUAUGGCCACCUGCUAUCCUUGACAACAGGCGUAUACGUACUGUAUUCUGUAUUGUAACACCGCGAAAUCUAAAAAAGUGUGUUAAUUGCGGCGCGGAAAUUAAGGAAAGAGAAGCUGGCUUACAAUUAGUACUAUUGGAUUCUCAUCUGUAUAUGCUCGAUUGUGUUUUUGUAAUACCCACCUACAGAAAAUGACCUUUCAGAUAUUUCAUUUGUUAUCAUUAAUUUCUUUACUAAAAACCUCAAAUACACAUCCCCCCAUAUAUUCCCCAUAUUUUGACGACCAGUGGGACUUCAAAGUGGCGCCCCAUUCACAACCUUUAAUUGAAAAACAAAAGGAACACAUCCAUCAACCUUCCAUUGCAAAAAGAGAGGGUAAAGAAACAGAAAUUGCAAAUGAUUUAAGCUUUAUAGAAGUAGAAUAUUACAAUACAAAAUCAUUGAAGCCUUCAGGAAAUGCGAUAAGAGAAACAAUUCCAUGUUCUAUAUGCAAAUUAGGUGUGAGUAUAAUACAAGGGGACGUAAAAAGGGGUCGAACUCAGGCAGCCAUCAGAGAAAAAUUUAUAUCCAUAUGUGUGGCAUUUCAAAUACAGACACAAGGAGUAUGUACAGGAUUUUUUGAUGUUUAUAGUCACGACGUCCUUCCUACUUUUAAUUACACCACAUUAGGCCCAGGCGAAAUUUGCUACAUGAUUUUAGGCGAAUCAUGCGAAGAAGCCGAAAAUGCAUCACAUAAAUGGGACAUCGACUUACCAGAUAUUCCUAAGCCCCCAAUUGAAUCGCUACCAGCGCCGAAUAUCGGAAAACCUUCAUUGAAAGUCUUGCAAAUUUCCGAUACGCAUUUUGAUCCCGAAUAUACGGAAGGAAGUCCCAUAAAUUGCAAGGAACCCCUUUGCUGCCGGUCAUAUAGUACGCCUGAAAAUAAAGAAAAAAUUAAACCUGCUGGAAAAUGGGGAUCACCUGGAAACUGUGACGCGCCCUUAAUUCUUAUUGAAAAUAUGUUCGAAAAUAUUGUAUUGAAUCAUCCAGAUAUAGAUUAUAUUAUUUGGACUGGUGAUUUGCCACCUCACGAUAUUUGGAAUCAGACGAAAAAUCAAACCGUGGGAAACCUUCAAGAACAUGUCAAAUUGAUGCAAACAUAUUUCCCAAAUGUACCAAUUUUCCCAGUACUUGGAAAUCACGAAGCAGUACCAGCAGGAAGUUUUCCGCCGCCGUGGGUCCAUCAUGAAGAAUAUUCGAUUCGCUGGUUGUACGAAGAAGCUCAAGAUCAAUGGAAAAAAUGGUUACCGACUACAUCCAAUUCUACGAUACAACAAGGAGGUUUCUACUCAGUAUUAAUUAGACCUGGAUUUCGAAUUAUUUCAAUAAAUACGAAUUAUUGUAGUUCUUUGAGUUGGUGGCUUUUGCUAAGCAGUACCGAUCCUGCUAAAGAACUCAAAUGGUUAGUCUACGAACUGCAGGAGGCAGAAAGUAAAGGAGAAAAAGUACAUAUAAUUGGUCAUAUACCACCCGGGUACUCAGACUGUUUAAAAGAAUGGUCAAAAAAUUACAACAAAAUCAUAAACCGCUACCAGAACACGAUAACAGGACAAUUCUUUGGUCAUACUCAUGGAGACGAGUUUGAGGUCUUUUAUGAUGAUGAAACAUCUUCCAUACCUACGAACGUUGCUUAUUUAUGUCCAUCAGUAACCACAUUCGGUAACUAUAAUCCCGCAUACAGGAUCUAUUAUGUCGAUGGAGAACACGACACAGCCACAUGGGAAAUCCUUGAUCAUGAAACUUGGACAACGAAUUUAGAAGAAGCCAACAAUCCAGGGAAUUCCCCCCAUUGGUAUAAACUCUAUUCGGCAAAAGAAGCUUACAGCAUGGAGUCCUUAAGGCCUGUGGAAUGGGAGAAACUAAUCCAAGAAAUGACCGACGAUCCCAUAGUUUUCGGGCAAUUUUACAAGUAUUACUACAGAGAUACAAAAGGCAGACCUUAUUGCGAUUUAACUUGUAAAAUUCAAAUGCUUUGUGAUUUAAAAUCUGGCAGGUCGCAUGAUCGUAAAAUUUUGUGCAGUGAUAUAGAAACCAAAAUAUUAGCGAAAAUAUCAAAUGUAAAGUCUGUACAAAAUAAAAGUAAAAAAGCAUAAUAAAGUACCUUUAUAUAAGUAAAAUGCAUGC